UGCACAACUUGUAACAUGCUCUAAUUCUCAAGAAGAGCAGGGUUUGUUGAUUGUAGGUGAACCAAAAUUCACCGAGAUAAGGGAACCUGCGACCCGCGCUGUUAAAAGGUCGACAAAAACUGACGUUUUUGCAUUACAAUAACAGUUCUUAUAAUGUGCAAGUGGAAGUAAAGAUGAGAGAAAGUAAAAAUAUCACAAGUGCGAAGUCAAUAAUGUUACAUUAUAAUGUUUAUAGACCUAAUUAUAAAAAUGUGGUAUAAUAACAUGCUUCUGUUUGUUGGUUUGAUCGGAGUUAUCGCCUUCUCAGUUGAAUCAGUCAUAACAAUACCUCAAAAUGCUGCCGUUCACACAACUAAGAAUCUCCUCGAGGUACGCAAAAACAGUAAAGUGGUGCUUGACUGUAAUGUGACAUCAACCUCAUCAGUACUUGAGUACACAUGGAAGAAAGACGGGCAAAAUAUUAAGCUACCUCAAAAACGGGUAUCUAUUUCAUCAAACGGGUCCUUAAUCAUCGAAAAAUUCCUCAGCAAACGCCAGCGGGACGACAGCGGUCUAUAUGAAUGUUUCGUCUCCAACGCAAAUGGAGAAUUCAUCGGAGCACAGAUUUACACUUACGUUACAAAGCCUUCCAUAACGCUGACUCCACGCAGCCUGGACGCGACUGCUGGGAGCACGGUGCGUUUUGAGUGCGCAGUGAGCCAUAACCAUGACCAAUCCGCCUUGUUCGCAUGGCUUCAUCCCGACGGUACCUCAGUUUCAACAACCGACCACAGGAUAUCUGCGUUGGCGGGCGUGCUGUACCUGUACAACGUGACAGAGGGGGACACGGGAUCAUACAUAUGUCAGGUGUUCCGUAGCGGGCAGGACAUAGACAUCCAGCAAAAGACCGCCACACUUCUCGUUCAACCCGGUUCGCCGCCGACGACGCCCAGCUUGUUACCUACCCCAAGAACGGUGACUGUUGCGGAGGGCAGACCUGCGCUCCUCGAGUGUCUCGUCACCGGCGGCAGCGGCGUCUCCAUCAAGUGGAUGCGCACAACAACAAAUGGCAGUACAAUAAUGGCAAAAGACGAUGGCAGAUUAAAGAUUUCAGGCAGCUCGAGCCUUUUGAUAAGCUCCACGGUGAAGUCUGACGCCGGGGAAUACACGUGUGUUGUCAAACACUCGAGAGGACUUGACGUCACCAGAAAAUACACACUUGAUAUACUGACGCCCCCUGUGUUCCUAGAGAGGCCCCAGGUUUAUACUCGAAUUCUGGUACAGAGAGACCGUCUCAAAUGCGUCGCCACGGGCAACCCCAAACCAAGCAUCACGUGGUACAAAAAUGGCUACAGGCUCUACCCAGCCAACGGAGACCAGCUUGACGACACUGUAAUACUGUUCGGACUGCGCCAGGACGCGGCGUACUAUCAGUGUGUGGCCAACAACUCCGUGGCAGUCGCCUUCUCAACAACCUGGAUUGACUUCAAACAACAACCGAACACUCCGGGGCCGGCGAGUGAUGUCCACGUCGAGCCUCUUUCAUCAACAGAAGUGCAGGUUUCCUGGUCCCCGGCUAUUCUGCCGGAAAGGUUCCCUCUUCGUGCGUACACCAUCGACUACUCCAAAGUACAUGACAAGGCUUGUCCUGGCCAUUGCCGCUACCUGAGCGAGUACAAGCGGGAGGCCACUCAGAACACGCAUAUCCGUAUCGGAGGUCUGCAUCCCUUCACACGCUACUCGUUCGCCGUACAAGCAUACAAUGCGAAUGGCGCCGGCGCGCUCUCACAGCCUGUUGUCGUAAGGACGCUGGAAGCAGUGCCGUCUGGGUUCCCGGAUGUGCAGAUUUCUCAUGAUUCCUCCACAAGUUUCCGGGUCACGUGGUCGGAGCUGCCCCCAUCAGAAGCUCACGGACUGAUCACCAAUUACAAACUCUGUUAUGGCAUUAACCAGGUGAUGUCGGUGAAAAUCUUGUCCGCAGAUUCUCGAAAAUACCUUGUUACAGGUUUGUUACCCGACAGCGUGUACCAGGUGCGCGUUUUGGCAGGGAAUUCGGUGGGCUUCCCCGACGCUGAGGACAACUGUUUCCCGGAGACGGACGCCGGCUGGAUGAGAUACCACACGGCCAAGACGCCACUCACAGAGACGUCGGACACAGUCCUGCACGUUGAGUCAGUCAACGCGAGCGCCUUGCAGCUGAGUUGGUCCCCAGUGAAUGUGAGCGGCAUGAGUCACUUCCGGGUGGUCGUCCAGCAGAUGAUCCAUGGAGCACCGGUCAUGGAGUUUAUACUCCCUGUUCACACUUUAAGCCUCAUCGUCACCGAUCUAGUACCCCGGAAGUUCUACCAGAUAGAAUUUGACGUAAGAAACGCUGAUAAUGAUGUGAUGGACCACGUGACCGAAUGGCACCAGGCGCUUGGUCCAGAUGACCUCCCAGAGCCCCCUCCGCCGUUCGUCCUGACCCCGACCCCACUGUCUGCUAUACAGAUUAAGUUGACGUGGGACAAACCGCCAACACACAUGAACAUCAGCCAUUACACCGUCAGCUACGAGCGACAAGGAGGAGACAAGUUACCAAGGCUGGUUCAGGCGGAAUUCACCCACACUUUGUUGACGGACCUUCAGCCAUUCACGUGGUACAUGCUGUGCGUCCGCACCCAUACCAGUGACCGCUACGGUCCCUACAGCAAACCCGUCAUUGUACAGACCAAAGAAGGAAAACCUUCACCGCCGCAAAUUCUUGUUGCGGAGAAUGUGUCGCCGGGCAAGGUAAAGCUGGAGUGGGGGCCGCCGCGGCACCAAAAUGGCAUAAUCACGUACUAUAUCAUCUACUUCACACCGGGAAACCCGCUCAAAGGCGUCCCCGACGAUUCAUGGUCUUCCUUUCAUCAAAAUGCUACGACUACCUCAGUUGUUCUUGAGGACUUGACUGGACGGCUGUAUUUCUUCAAGCUGGGGGCGUGUACUAACGCGGGUGAAGGUCUCCCUACCCAGAUUGUUAGUGUCGACGUGCGCACGUGCGACUCGUGUCCGGACUGCACGACCGAGACUGGCUGUAAAGUGAAAGGAGGUCCUGAAGAAGACGGCGAGUUUAAACAGCGCCUGGGGAUUCUGAUUGGCUGCGGUGUUGGCGUCAUGUGCAUUGUCGUCUGCGUCACCUUUCUCGUGUACAAACACAAGAACCUGAGCCGUAUGUAUGCCGAGCGUGCUGCGGCGUUGAGCGCCCAGAAGCAGACCAUCCAACAACCACCGGAUGCCGGAGUCGCCCGCUACAUGCACGACGCGCAGGCGUACUCACCUAUGCUAAGCAGGAUGAUCGCAAACAAAGAUGUCGAAAAUGAGGCGGAGGACAAUGACAGCGGGGCACUCCUAUCGUGCAGCUCGAACGGAAGUGAACCCGGAAAGACCGCCUCCACCAACGUGGAAUCCUGUGAGAGUAAGCUCGACUGCCUCGACUGCGAGCACCUGUCGUCACCUGGUAACCGACAUGUGUUCCUGGUCGAUGCCACUACCUCCAAAAAUAGAGACUCUGUUAGUAGCCUUGGGUGUUCCGCUCAUUCUGAUGUCUGCUUUUAUCCUAACACAGAAAAUGUUAACAUAGUAGCGGGGAUGGCAAAUUCCCGACCUGACAGUCAAACUUAAAUAUACAGGUUCUAAUAAGCCCUUUGGCAGGUAAUAUUCAUUUAAUAUACGGAUACUGCUAUGGAACUACCUCAGAUUCACUAGAACAGGGAGAGCCUCAUACGUGCUUUAGGCGAUCAAAAGCCGCUCUGUCAGGAAAUUUGUGGCCUCUGUUAGAUCCUUAUUCAGGGAAACAAUUUUGAAAGUUCGGGUUAUUAUAUUUCUUAAUUACGAUUGAUUUAUUGUAUUCUGCUGUUUGGCAUCUUCGUAAUCUCAAUGUUUGGCUUUUGAUUUUCACUGUGGUUUACACGAACCAGUACUUGCCAUUAUAUUUAUCUUCAGACUUUAACACAUAUCUCAUCGGUCUAAACGGACCCGCAUUUUACAAAAAAACAGUGACCUCUCAGAUGUUAUGCCAGGGUUUAAGAAGGAAGACACAACCUGUACAUCAGGUCCGAUGAUUUGUUGUCCUAGGAGCAAUAGUGUACUCGUCAAUGAGAUAGCAUCAAUGCAGAUAUUUUCUAUGUUUCGAUAUUUUUGCUCGUUGUGAAUAUCCCGGUAUGUUGGAACCUAAGUCAUUGCCAUUCAAACUAUCGUUAGUUAGUAAGUUAUUAUACUGGCAUACCUGUGUGUUUGUAAAUAGAUAUGUGCUUUAUUUACAUGUAGAUGUCUACAAGCAUGUUAAUUGUUAAUGUUUAUAGUAUGACAAUGAAAUGUCAGGUUUAUGUUUUCUAUGUAUUAUAAUUGUUUGUUGCCAUACUUAUAGUUCCACAUAUAUCUUAGGUGUUCUUUUGCAAACUGACAACUUUCAGAUCUAGAGGACUUUUCUUAUUUGAACUAUUUCAAGAAAAUAUCUCACGAGGCUGGAAUUGGGCCGAGCGUCUUUAUACACGUUUUAUUUAAUAUCUUCCCGUUUACUCCCGACGGUAUGUCUGUUUUCCCUCAUUACAACCAACCAUCUGUUCUUACACUCUGUUUUAGGUUAUUCUUUAGAAUUGUCAAUGCUGCGUCAUCCUGUCCUCAAUAAAAUAAUAUGUUAGACUUCAAUAGUUGUGAACAUUCAUAAAGCAUCUGUUCACUUUAAUUAGCCUCACUGUCGUUGACACACGUCAUAAUUGGGCAUUAAUCAUGAAAUGUUUUGAUCCACCAGUCAAAAAAGUAGCCCGUCAUAAUUGCAGAUGUAUCAUGCAAGUAAUGCUUGCGUGUUUAAAUCGCUCGUCGCUUCCACGUCCUACUUUGAGAUAUUUUCCUGAAAAAGCCCUUAAGCCUAACAAGUUAUUGGAUUGGUUUGUUAAAUGUCAAAAUUGGGCGGAUUAAGUGAAGGUGAUCAAUUACGGAAGGUAAUAUUAUCCUACAAGUGUGGAAGUAUGAAUGCUUUGGUUAGCGCAUUAAUCGGACACAAGUGGUCAGGGGCAUAAUUAUUUUGAUCAUUUGUUUAUAAGUUAUGUUUUCACUGUAACCGAUUUACAGCACGAUUAUUGACAUAGAUAAUUACAUUAUAUGACAGUGCACAAUCAGUAAAUCCCAUUUAACAGCAAAGCACUUUAAAACAUCAGUAUUAGGGGGUUACGGCCCCGCCAAUAGCGAUGUUGACAUUACUAUACCUCACGCUUGGACCACUUCUCUACCAUUUGUAUAUAUACAUUUCAAAUAAAAAGAUACGGCCUUCAUUACCAAUGGUCACAAGGAAAGUCGCAAUCGUCUGAUUUACGCCUCACUAAAUUACUUUUUUUUAUAUUUCUGUCAUCAGCACAUUUUUUAAAAGGCCGUAUCUUUUAUCUGAAUGUUCAAGUUGUAUUGUAAUUUGUACUAAAUUAAAUAUGGAAUUUAUAUACCUCAAUUUGCCUAAAUGUUUCAUAACAUGUCAUCAUCGAUGUUUCUUUCCAUUUUGCUAUACCUUAGAUGAUAUAUUUUGCUGUUCUGUGUGUUUUUCACGGUUCUGUUUCUUUCAACGGCUUGUCCUUGUUACGUAGACGUCAAUGUGCAACUUAAACAUAACCAUAAACAUUUGACCAGUAAAUUCAUUUUAGUCGGCACAACGUACAUUCAGGACUUUUGGGCCAUUUCGUACACCAUAAAAUAUACCUCGGUACAUACAGAUGCAUUGAUAUGACUAUCUACAACAUUGUGAAUGCCUAACAACCAUGACAUAAUAUUUGAGUUUAUUCGUCUUUUAUCAUCGUUAUUGAUGUUUUUUUGACUGUUUUAUGAAUAUAAAUUAUAAACCUGAUGAAUCAAAUGACAUGGUUUUUCUCCUGGCAGAUGAAAUAAGCAGAACUGUAUAAUUAGAUCUGCAUUUUAUCAAUGAUAUUUUCAUGUAUUUGUGUUUGUGUUUUCUGUACGUGGUAUUACCUUAGCGGUAGGACCUCAUUUUGUUCGAAGAAAAGAAGCCGGGCUAUUAUCAUAGCCCUGGCGUCGAGGAAUUGUCAAAGUCAUGGCGUCGAGGUAUAUUCACAUAGCCCUGGUGUCGAGGUUUUGUCGUAACCCAAGCGUCGAUAUCGCUGUCGGGGUCGGUGGCGUCGUCGGCUUGCAAAAACUAAAACCUUGGUCAUUACUCAAAAAGUGUUCAAGAUAUUCAUUUGAAACUAGGUACCCACGUUGCCAGAGACAAUAAUGCAUGUAAAGCAAAGCACAUAACUCGGCUUUAAUCAUUGUUGGGAAAUGCAACCCUUUUGCCUAAAACAUAACAGACGAGCGACGAACUUUAUACAUGAAUACUUGAUAAGCCUUUAGAUAUACAUUCACCCGAGCAAGAAACGGACUAGGUACUCUUCUUAUUCUAGUUCUGAUAUACAGGUUAGUUGUUGACAAAUUGAUAGUGGUAUAAGCAGAAUAUUUCAUCGCUUGCUUAGUUCAAAUCAUAGUGAAGAAUUAAGUCACAUGCCCUUUAUUUUGUUUAUUAACCUACCUAAGGAAGUCAAUUUAUUAAUUUCGCAUAGUUGAUAAGCUAUUAAUUAUAGUUAAUGUGCUACGAAUUAAUCUGGAUUUGUUCUGAAUUCGCUAUCGCUGUUUUGGGAGGUUUUUAUUUAAUUUUCAAACAUGAAUUUAAUAACAAAUUAUUCCGCUUUAAAGGAGGACAAUAUAAUUCUACACUGAAUGCACAAAAGAAUCUUUUUAAUUUUAAUGCAUUAUUAUAUUUGACUCCUUUGAAAAAAUAUAAGCCUUCACAAAUGUGGGUUUGCAAUUAAUAGCAACGUGGCCAGAAAUUCUCAAGUAAAAAUGUUCCAAAAUAUCGCUAAUAUUUUUUUCUUACCCGAGAAAAGUGUUUCCUUACCAAGCCCUCUUUGUCUGAGAUGCACAAGUGUAUUUUAACGGCAAAAGUUUGACAGUUUCUAGUCGACUUGGCUGUUUUACGGAUACCAAUCGACUUGUUUUUCAGAUACAAAUAUUGCUUUUCAUAUUAUAUACACUGAUAUAAAUAAUGUGUAUAUUAUUACUAUUAUUAUUAUCAUCAUCAUAAAUAUCAUUGUUGCUAUAUGUGUUGCUAUGUUGCGCAUGUGAUGUUUGUUGCUUUCUUAUUUUGUAAGAACGUAUUGAGAUAAUGUACACCUUCGAUGGUGACCGUAAUUCUAAAUUUGGUUUUGAGUAAGUGUUGUCGACUCACUGGCUGUCAUAGAUGUUUGAAUUUGCUUCGAUAAAUCAAAAAUGUCUUCGGGGCGUAUAUCUAUAGAACUCUGUUUUGCAUAUAGGCCAUACAUAGCAGGUAAAAUCAAUCAGGAUUAAUAAGUAUUCUGUUGUAUAAAUGUACCAGUAUUUUAUUUAAUAUUUCGGGUUUGAAAUUAGAUUGAUUAGAACCAAACAUUCGUUUAAGUAGCCACAAUGUAUAUAAGCUAAGCUUUUUUUGAAUGUAAAAAUCGCGUAUUUAAGACUGUAGUUAAAGAUUUAUACAAUCUAGAUGCUGUUUCAAUCACUAACUCAGGACCUGAAUUGCCAUGCACUCGCAGCCUGCUCAUCAUGUGAAUCUCAGGAGGUUUCGUCUUGAGGUGACAAAGACUGUGUCAAGAAAACUGUGCAGUUAGGCCAGCAACAUCAUAUAAGACGACGUGCUCUCUCUCCUUCUAAACUAUAUGCGCAUCUUAACUAAUGUUAAUUUGAGUCAGUUCUCAGCUGCAAGUCGUCGCUGUAUUGCAAAAGACAUUGCUGAUGAAAUCACUUGAAUGAUGGCAGGUUUGAUAUUCGCUUCUCUCUUGACGAAUAUCAUUUUGUAACGUUACCAAGGGCAUUUUAAACCCAAACAUUUUAUAUGCGAAGUGAAUGCAUGAACAAGUUCUUAAAUAAACGAAAUUGCAUAUUAUACUUUCAAAGCGGUGUACAGCGUUUAAUUGUAUUUGUUUUUCAAUAAAAAACAAUCGUGCUCUUAUUACAAGAUGGUACUUCCGGAGAAAACAAUACCUUUAUAACAUACUGUAUGACAUGCUGCUUACAUUUUGUGCCAAUACUAUCUAGUUAUAUGUGAAUUGUGUGAAUGGUUCCUUCUAAGCACCAUUGUCUGUUGUGUAUUUUUCUAAAUAGUCAACAUCAUGCCAGUGCAUAGAUUAUAUACAUGUUGUAGAAUGACUGAAUCAGGUUUAAGUGUCAGUAUAUUUAUUCGGACUAGAUGUUUGAGUUCAUAAGGAGUGUGUGUAACAAUGCAUGCAACACAUACUCUAUAUUAGAUACUGAUAAAGGAAUACGACUCCUACAAACAUGCAUGUUAGUUGCAUGGUGGACCGUGAACAUACUAUUUUGAUAUCCUUUGGAAGGGUUUUAAAUGUAAAACAAUAAUACUAUUAUUAUAAACCAGAAUUGUUGGCCUUCAAAGGCGGUAUUUCAAAUCCGAUUUCAGUUUAGAUAAAGAGCAAGAAAACAAACUGCAAUGACGGUAUAUAUAAAGAAAUUUAUGUAAUUUAUUUACAAUACCCUUCCGAACAAUAUAAAAUGUGUAUGGGGUCACCCGGCAUCAACAGUGUAUGGUUUGUGAGUCCGGUUCCUUUAUAAUGUUCAAAACGAGUAUACACAGUUUACGGCGUGUUACAGCUGUUGAUACUGUCCAUUGUGAGGAACAUCUUUUUUCGAUGUUUGUCUGUUUCCGUACUUGUUUUAUUAUGUGAAUACACGCUAGAGUACUUAGCCGUGCUUAUUACUAUGUAUGUACAAUAUUAUCACGAUACCUUAACAACAAAUGUCUGUCGGUGGAACACCCGUAUCAAACCGUCAAUGUUUUGUAUACCAAUUACUCUCAAAAACGGUUUACCGCGUGUAUCAUUAUGGGUAAAAAUAAAAAUGCUUAUAACCUACGACCAACCUGAUAGGGAUAUCUCGAUUGCCUCCCUCGCCCCUUGAAAUAGUGAAGAAGGAAGAGCGAAAGUUCUUUGUUACAUUAUCGCAUUUUUAGUUCAUUCAAUUUCGCAGUAAACAAGUUUUCUCCUCCAAGUCCAUAAAACAAACUCGCGAUAUUCAAUGCUAUGUUCUCGCCAGCUCGCCUCCGCAUCCCAGACUUACUUUUAGACACGAAUAUGCAGAGGGAUUUUACAAUAACAUACACACAGUCUCCGCAAAUAAUACAUAAUAAUGAAAACUCGAAUCUCAAUUUUAUCAGGAAACGAAACAUAUUAACAUAUUAAAUUAUUAAUGAAUAAAAAAAACGGAAGUGAAAAUGAAAUAUGGCAUCUUUUCAUGGAUUUCGAGCAGAAAUCUCAAAUGUUUACAGUAUGAGUUGAACGAAAAAGAACGAUGCAAUUAUUUAACAUUAAAUCUCGCGUAUUUUUCCUUUGGCAAUUUCAAUGGACGAGAGGCAGACAGCGAUGUUCAAAACUGGAUUUGGUAGAAACCUGAUAUGUAUCGACUAACGAUUUCCCUUUGUGGUCGGUUGACUUUCUUGUUCAUUCACAUUGCUCAUUUACAUUUAAAAUGACAGUUUUUAAUUUAGAUGAUGUAUAAUUUAAACAACACUAAAGACGUUAUGUUAUGAGGAUGCUGUAACGUUAUCCAUUUACUAAUACUUUGAGUGCAAUUGAGCAAAAAGUGCUCAGUUCGUGACUCUAUGAAGGUUGCCGUCUUUCCAUCGUCUUUUAUACAUCUGUAUACACUCGUGUGAAUUGUUUUAUAACUAAUUCAAAUCAUACAUGGAUACGAUUAUUUUUUUCUGGACGAAAAGGAGUAGUUUCAACAUUUUUGGAACACAUGCAGAUCGCUAUUGCCAAUAAUGGCAGAUGUAACAAUACUCCAGGAAGCGAUAUUGCCCUCCUUAUAUAUACAUUUUUUGUCAAAAUACAUUGUGAAAAAUCAAUAUUUGGUUUCAUUUUCGUUUGUCGUUGCAUUUUACACUGUGCAUUCUUCUGUUCUUCUGUUGAUGUAUUCUUGAGUAGAAAUACGUUUCUUAACAUAUUUGAACUUUGUUUGAAUAUACUUUGUAUAAGGAGCAUUAAGAUAAUUCGGUGUUGUUCGAUGUUCUUGUUGUUUACAGGUGCAUUAUUAGGUUAAUAAAAUAUAGAAAUA
This is a messenger RNA of Mya arenaria, 10077 nucleotides long. Its product is annotated as protogenin-like. The transcript has 20 exons. Gene Ontology annotation, cellular component: axon; plasma membrane. The coding region runs from base 226 to 3621 and encodes 1131 amino acids. Lineage: Eukaryota; Metazoa; Mollusca; Bivalvia; Myida; Myidae. The record is from RefSeq and is a predicted model, not a curated record. Gene Ontology annotation, molecular function: protein binding. Gene Ontology annotation, biological process: cell-cell adhesion; axon guidance.